AUGCAGCAUCCUGUGUCGAAGCAAGAUCUCCUGCCUCUUGUCGUGCUCUCAGGCCUCGUUGUCUUCCUCGUCCUCGUGUGGAAUGUUCGUCAGGAGGCGAUGGCAUACGCUGAAGACGAGCGCUACCUCCUCGCGGGAGGGGUCGAGGACCCUUUGGCUAGGAAAGAAGAAUCCAUGGUAGUUGAGAUGAAGAAAGAACUCCGCUCGAUGAACAUGAAGAUACUUGAGGCCAACAAGAAGCUGAAAGACUGUCUGCAUGGCAAGAAACAGCAUGGUGAGAAACCUGAGUUGAAAACAAGCGUGGACAAGGCGACUUCACAGCGCGAGCAAAGCUUAUCUCUUGCUCCAUCCAACCCUCAGGCAAGGAGUUUGAAGGGCAUGGCAUUCUCCGCUCGUGCUCCGAUUCGUUAUCCUCGCAUCACUCACGUCGACACGGAGAGGGCGAGACUUCUGAUGCUGAAUCGCCAUAUCAACAACCCCGCGCUCAUGCAGCUCCUCAACAGCCGCGGCAUCACCAUGCAACACAACGUUGCUACCCAAGGCCUGCAACAGGGAAGAGCACUGGCGCCGCGGGUCUGGAAUGCAUCGGCGGCUACAGCUGCCACCCCCGAGCUGUUUCCUCAACUGCAGCAACCGACAAGAUCGGAUUUCUUCAGUGCGGCCAACGGGAAUGGCGGGCAAGUUGUAUCAGCACUGAGUGCGCCUGCUGCUUCAUACGCGGCCCCAAACUUUCUUCAGCGUCAGCCUGCGGUCCACCAGGUGGCUGUGGAGAUCGAUCCUUGCAAGGUUCUUGUCACGCUGGUGACUACGUUCAUGGACAACGGGGACCCUAGGAAGGAGAUGGCCCAGGAGAACGCUCUGCGAUCGUUUGCGAGGUUGUCUGGCAAGGGGCUCAAGGCGUAUCUGUUCACCGACUCUCCCAAGUGGACGAUGAAGGCGAAGAUGUACGGGAUCGAGGUGGUCGACAGGUUCGAGACGAACAGCGCGGGGACUCCCCUGCUGAACUACAUGUACAACUACAUCGCACAUAAGGACAAGUGCCCUCAGAUGGACCGUUUCGUGCUUGACGGCUACACCAACGGUGACAUCAUCUUCACCGAAGAUCUCCUCAAGACGGCCGAGGCUGUCAAGGCGCGAUGGGGCCCGGACCUCGCGCUCGGGAAGAUGAAAGGAGUGCUGCUCAUCGGCAAGAGGCUGAAUGUGGACCUUGCGAACGAGAUGCUGAGUUCUGAUGACGAAGUUCGUGCAAUGGCGACAAGGGGAGAGCUGUUUCAGAAUGAUGCGGAGGAUUACUUCAUCUACUCCCGCGGGUGGCUGAACUGGAACGACGUGCCCAACUUCGUGGUGGGGAGAAGGUCGUAUGACAACUGGCUGGUGGACCACGCGGUCCACACCGAGGGUGUAGCGACUAUCGACUGCAGCAACACAGUGACGGCAGUCCAUCUGACAGCGUCCGAUGGGAUCAAGGCGGGACACAACAAGGGGGUAGACAACGAUCACAACAUCAACGUCCUCAACCCCCUCACGCUGCAGCGAGUUCAUGAGGGGGAGUGGGACCACGGGUCCACGGACGAUGCUCGAUACUUCAGCAUAACGGAUGGUGCCAACGGCAUCGGGUUUCAGCAGCGGUACAGCUAG
Guillardia theta CCMP2712 is the source of this 1638-nucleotide messenger RNA. RefSeq lists its product as hypothetical. The record is from RefSeq and is a predicted model, not a curated record. Lineage: Eukaryota; Cryptophyceae; Pyrenomonadales; Geminigeraceae. The transcript has a single exon. Bases 1 to 1638 code for a protein of 545 amino acids.